AUGACAACAACUGCGGCUCAAACGUCCACAACUGUUGCUCCAACAACCACAACUAUUGCUCCAACAACCACAACUGUUGCUCAAGCGACCACCACAGUUCCUCCAACAACUACCACAGUUACUCCAACAAUCACAACUGUUGCUCAAACAACCACAGCUGUUGCUCCAACGACCACAUCUGUUGCUCCAAAAACCACCACAGUUGGUCCAACAACCACAAUUGUAGCUCCAAAGACCACCACAUUUCCUCCAAAAACGACAAUUGUUGCUCCAACUACCAUAACAGUUCCUCCAACAACCACAACUGUUGGUCAAACGACCACAACUGCUAUUCAAACAACCACAACUGUUGCAUCAACGACCACAAUUGUUGCUCUAACUACCACAACUGCUGCUCCAACUACAACAACUGCUGCUCCAACAACCACAACUGUUGCUCCAAUGACCACAAGAGUUCCUCCAACAACUUCCACAGUUGCUCCAACUACCACAAUUGUUCGCCCAACAACCACAACUGUUGCUUCAAUGACCACAACUUUUACUCCAACCAGCACAACAGUUCCUCCAACAACCACAACCAUUGCUCUAACAAAUACAACAGUUGGUCCAACAAGCACAACAGUUGCUCAAAUGAACACAGCCCUUCACCAAAUGACCACAGCUGUUCGUCCAAUGACCAAACCAGUUGCUCCAACAGGCACAACAGUUGCUCCAGCAACCACAAAAGUUGGUCCAACGACCACAACCAUUGGUAAAAUGACCAAAACACUUUCUCCAACAAGCACAACAGUUGCUCCAGCAACCACAACAGUUGGUCCAACAAGCACAACAGUUGCUCAAAUGAGCACAGCUGUUCACCCAAUGACCACAACUGUUGCUGCAUCAACCAAAACUGUUGCUCCAUCAACCACAACUGUUGGUCAAAUGACCAAAACAAUUUCUCCCACCAGCACAACAAUUCCUCCAACAACCACAACUGUUGCUCCAACGAUCAAAACUCCAAUUCCAAAAACCAUAACUGCUUCAACCAGCACAUCUGUCUCUGCAACAGGCCCAACCUUUGCUCAAACAUCAACAUUUCUUUCUCCAUCAACUACAGCUUCAACUACAAGCACAAAAACACUUACAACAAACACAACUUUUGCUCCAACAAGCACAACUGUCUCUGCAACAGGCACAACCUUUAGUCAAACAUCAACAGUUGUCGCUUCAUCAACUCCAGCUACAGUACCAACCACAAAAAACACAACUGUUGCUUCUUUCAGCACUCCUGUCUCUGCAACAACCACAACAUUUGGAGAAACAUCAACAUCUCUUGCUUCAACAAAUACACCUACAGCACAAACCACAACAACAUUUUCAACUGAAAAAAGUGAUGCUUCUACAACUUCAACUAUGGUGUUCACAUCUACAACACAUGUCAAACCUAUUUCAGCAAAAGUGACAAGCAAACUGCUGUUCAACUCCUCAUCUCCAGUCCCUAGUGAAGCUUUGGUGCUCAGUGCUAUCAACAUUCUCCUGGAAUCCAGAGUUCCACAACUGAAAGAAACAGUCAAGCUGGUGAAUGUCAGCUAUGAAAAAACCUCAGACAACUCUUAUGCAGUCUUCUUUACAUUUACCUUGAGUAACAUCAGCAUGCCAGAAGACCCAGAGCUUAGAAACAACACUUACAAGCAAGUGCAGGACAUGAUCAACGAUGCGCUGAACACUCUUCUGAAUGAUCCAAACAGUGUAAAGUUUAACCCCAGCUCCUCCAACUUCACAAGCACAUCAGAUCAAAUCUUUGGCAAUAUGGAAUACACCUUCCAAGAUGGAGAUGAGAUACAACCUGUCAGCUUCCUCAAUGAGCUUCGUAAACUGAUGGGUCUGACCACUACAACGUUGUCUCCACUCUCAACAAGCAGCUUCCCUGUGACUUCUUUCCAGCAAAUAUCUGGAUCAGCAGAGGUGACAAGCAAACUGGUGUUCAACUCCUCAUCUCCAGUCCCCAGUGAAGCUUUGGUGCUCAGUGCUAUCAACAUUCUCCUGGAAUCCAGAGUUUCACAACUGAAAGAAACAGUCAAGCUGGUGAAUGUCAGCUAUGAAAAAAUCUCAGACAACUCUUAUGCAGUCUUCUUUACAUUUACCUUGAGUAACAUCAGCAUGCCAGAAGACCCAGAGCUUAGAAACAACACUUACAAGCAAGUUCAGGACAUGAUCAAUGAGGCGCUGAACACUCUUCUGAAUGAUCCAAACAGUGUGAAGUUUAACCCCAGCUCCUCCAACUUCACGAGCACAUCAGACCAAAUACAUGGCAAUAUGGAUUACACCUUCCAAGAUGAAGAUGAGAUACAACCUGUCAGCUUCCUCAAUGAGCUUCGUAAACAGAUGGGUCUGAGCACUACAACAACAUCUCCACUGUCAACUAGUAGCUUCCCUGUGACUUCUUUCCAGCAAAUAUCUGGUUCAGCAGAGGUUACAAGCAAGCUGGUGUUCAACUCCUCAUCUCCAGUCCCCAGUGAAGCUUUGGUGCUCAGUGCUAUCAACAUUCUCCUGGAAUCCAGAGUUUCACAACUGAAAGAAACAGUCAAGCUGAUGAAUGUCAGAUAUGAAAAAAUCUCAGACACCUCUUAUGCAGUCUUCUUUACAUUUACCUUGAGUAACAUCAGCAUGCCAGAAGACCCAGAGCUUAGAAACAACACUUACCAGCAAGUACAGGACAUAAUCAAUGAGGCGCUGAACACUCUUCUGAAUGAUCCAAACAGUGUGAAGUUUAACCCCAGCUCCUCCAACUUCACGAGCACAUCAGACCAAAUACAUGGCAAUAUGGAUUACACCUUCCAAGAUGGAGAUGAGAUACAACCUGUCAGCUUCCUAAAUGAGCUUCGUAAACUGAUGGGUCUGAGCACUACAACAACAUCUCCGCUGUCAACAAGUAGCUUCCCUGUGACUCCUUUCCAGCAAAUAUCUGGUUCAGCAGAGGUGACAAGCAAACUGGUGUUCAACUCCUCAUCUCCAGUCCCCAGUGAAGCUUUGGUGCUCAGUGCUAUCAACAUUCUCCUGGAAUCCAGAGUUCCACAACUGAAAGAAACAGUCAAGCUGAUGAAUGUCAGCUAUGAAAAAAUCUCAGACACCUCUUAUGCAGUCUUCUUUACAUUUACCUUGAGUAACAUCAGCAUGCCAGAAGACCCAGAGCUUAGAAACAACACUUACCAGCAAGUACAGGACAUAAUCAAUGAGGCGCUGAACACUCUUCUGAAUGAUCCAAACAGCGUGAAGUUUAACCCCAGCUCCUCCAACUUCACGAGCACAUCAGACCAAAUACAUGGCAAUAUGGAUUACACCUUCCAAGAUGGAGAUGAGAUACAACCUGUCAGCUUCCUAAAUGAGCUUCGUAAACUGAUGGGUCUGAGCACUACAACAACAUCUCCGCUGUCAACAAGUAGCUUCCCUGUGACUCCUUUCCAGCAAAUAUCUGGUUCAGCAGAGGUGACAAGCAAACUGGUGUUCAACUCCUCAUCUCCAGUCCCCAGUGAAGCUUUGGUGCUCAGUGCUAUCAACAUUCUCCUGGAAUCCAGAGUUCCACAACUGAAAGAAACAGUCAAGCUGAUGAAUGUCAGCUAUGAAAAAAUCUCAGACACCUCCUAUGCAGUCUUCUUCACAUUUACCUUGAGUAACAUCAGCAUGCCAGAAGAACCAGAGCUUAGAAACAACACUUACAAGCAAGUGCAGGACAUGAUCAAUGAGGCGCUGAACACUCUUCUGAAUGAUCCAAACAGUGUAAAGUUUAACCCCAGCUCCUCCAACUUCACGAGCACAUCAGACCAAAUACAUGGCAAUAUGGAUUACACCUUCCAAGAUGAAGAUGAGAUACAACCUGUCAGCUUCCUCAAUGAGCUUCGUCUGAGCACUACAACAACAUCUCCACUGUCAACUAGUAGCUUCCCUGUGACUUCUUUCCAGCAAAUAUCUGGUUCAGCAGAGGUUACAAGCAAGCUGGUGUUCAACUCCUCAUCUCCAGUCCCCAGUGAAGCUUUGGUGCUCAGUGCUAUCAACAUUCUCCUGGAAUCCAGAGUUUCACAACUGAAAGAAACAGUCAAGCUGAUGAAUGUCAGCUAUGAAAAAAUCUCAGACACCUCUUAUGCAGUCUUCUUUACAUUUACCUUGAGUAACAUCAGCAUGCCAGAAGACCCAGAGCUUAGAAACAACACUUACCAGCAAGUACAGGACAUAAUCAAUGAGGCGCUGAACACUCUUCUGAAUGAUCCAAACAGUGUGAAGUUUAACCCCAGCUCCUCCAACUUCACGAGCACAUCAGACCAAAUACAUGGCAAUAUGGAUUACACCUUCCAAGAUGGAGAUGAGAUACAACCUGUCAGCUUCCUCAAUGAGCUUCGUAAACUGAUGGGUCUGAGCACUACAACAACAUCUCCGCUUUCAACAAUUAGCUUCCCUGUGACUUCUUUCCAGCAAAUAUCUGGUUCAGCAGAGGUUACAAGCAAACUGGUGUUCAACUCCUCAUCUCCAGUCCCCAGUGAAGCUUUGGUGCUCAGUGCUAUCAACAUUCUCCUGGAAUCCAGAGUUCCACAACUGAAAGAAACAGUCAAGCUGAUGAAUGUCAGCUAUGAAAAAAUCUCAGACACCUCCUAUGCAGUCUUAUUCACAUUUACCUUGAGUAACAUCAGCAUGCCAGAAGACCCAGAGCUUAGAAACAACACUUACAAGCAAGUGCAGGACAUGGUUAAUGAGGCGCUGAACACUCUUCUGAAUGAUCCAAACAGUGUAAAGUUUAACCCCAGCUCCUCCAACUUCACAAGCACAUCAGAUCAAAUCUUUGGCAAUAUGGAAUACACCUUCAAAGAUGGAGAUGAGAUACAACCUGUCAGCUUCCUCAAUGAGCUUCGUAAACUGAUGGGUCUGACCACUACCACGUUGUCUCCACUCUCAACAAGCAGCUUCCCUGUGACUUCUUUCCAGCAAAUAUCUGGAUCAGCAGAAGUGACAAGCAAACUGGUGUUCAACUCCUCAUCUCCAGUCCCCAGUGAAGCUUUGGUGCUCAGUGCUAUCAACAUUCUCCUGGAAUCUAGAGUUUCACAACUGAAAGAAAGAGUCAAGCUGGUGAAUGUCAGCUAUGAAAAAAUCUCAGACACCUCCUAUGCAGUCUUCUUUAUGUUUACCUUGAGUAACAUCAGCAUGCCAGAAGAACCAGAGCUUAGAAACAACACUUACCAGCAAGUACAGGACAUGAUCAAUGAGGCGCUGAACACUCUUCUGAAUGAUCCAAACAGUUUGAAGUUUAACCCCAGCUCCUCCAACUUCACGAGCACAUCAGACCAAAUACAUGGCAAUAUGGAUUACACCUUCCAAGAUGAAGAUGAGAUACAACCUGUCAGCUUCCUCAAUGAGCUUCGUAAACUGAUGGGUCUGAGCACUACAACAACAUCUCCACUGUCAACUAGUAGCUUCCCUGUGACUUCUUUCCAGCAAAUAUCUGGAUCAGCAGAGGUGACAAGCAAACUGGUGUUCAACUCCUCAUCUCCAGUCCCCAGUGAAGCUUUGGUGCUCAGUGCUAUCAACAUUCUCCUGGAAUCCCGAGUUUCACAACUGAAAGAAACAGUCAAGCUGGUGAAUGUCAGCUAUGAAAAAAUCUCAGACACCUCCUAUGCAGUCUUCUUCACAUUUACCUUGAGUAACAUCAGCAUGCCAGAAGACCCAGAGCUUAGAAACAACACUUACAAGCAAGUGCAGGACAUGGUCAAUGAGGCGUUGAAUACUCUCCUGAAUGAUCCAGACAGUAAAAAGUUUAAACCCAACUCCUCCAACUUCACGAUCACAUCUGACCAAAUACAUGGCAAUAUGGAUUACAUCUUCCAAAAGGGAAAUAAGAUACAACCUGUCAGCUUCCUAAAUGAGCUCAAUAAACUGAUGAGUCUGACCACAACAACAAUUUCUCCCCUGACAACAAAAGUCUCCCAUGUGACGUCUUUCGAGCAACAAAUUGAUUCUGCAGUGGUGACGAGCACAUUGACGUUCAACUCCUCAUCUCCAGUCCCCAGUGAAGCUCUGGUGCUCAGUGCUAUCAAAAAUCUCAGGGACUCCAGAGAGUCAAAACUUGAUAAAUCACUCAAGCUGUUGAAUGUGACCUAUAACAAAAUCUCAGACACCUCCUAUGAGCUCAUCUUUGAAUUUAAUCUGAGUAACAUCAGCACCUCAAACAGUCAUGUGCCCAAAGGCAACCCUGCCGAGCAAGUUCAGAAUGCUACCAAUGCUGCGCUCAACACUCUUCUGAAUGAUCCACACAAAACACCAUUUGUUGCUACAAUCUCCAAAGUCACGACAAAAGAAAAGCAGAUUGAGGUUUUCAUGAACCAUGUCUUUACGGAAACAGAUGACAUACAACCUGUCAGCUACCUAAAUGAGCUCCAUAAACUGAUGGGUCUGACGACAACAACAAUUAUUCCCCUGACAACAAAAGUCUCCCAUGUGACAUCUAUCCAGCAGCAAAUUGAUUCUGCAGUGGUGACGAGCACAUUGACGUUCAACUCCUCAUCUCCAGUCCCCAGUGAAGCUCUGGUGCUCAGUGCUAUCAAAAAUCUCAGGAACUCCAGAGAGUCAAAACUUGAUAAAUCACUCAAGCUGUUGAAUGUGACCUAUAACAAAACCUCAGACACCUCCUAUGAGCUCAUCUUUGAAUUUAGUCUGAGUAACCUCAGCACCCCAAACAGUCAUGUGCCCAAAGGCAACCCUGCCGAGCAAGUUCAGAAUGCUAUCAAUGCUGCGCUCAAUACUCUUCUGAAUGAUCCACAAAAACCACCAUUUGAAGCUACACUCUCCAAAGUCAAGACAAAAGAACAACAGAUUGAGGUUUCCAUGAACCAUGUCUUUAUGGAAACAGAUGAGAUACAACCUGUCAGCUACCUAAAUGAGCUUCGUUCACUAAACAAACCAAUAACAACUACUGCAGGCAAAAUCCAGACCACUACUGAAGGGCAAAUUAUUGGGAUGGCAGUUAUUCAGAUUCGGAUUGUAUUUGAAACGUUGGGCCCCAUACCAAGCGCAAGUAAAAUUCUGCACUUGGUUAAUUCAUACCUGGAUUCACGUCUCACAACUAAACAAGAUGACAGAACAAUAAAGUUAACUGAACCUGUGAGCAACGUGAAUGUCUCCUAUGAGGGAAUAUCUGAUCAUUCAUAUGGCCUAAAAUUUGGAUAUGUGAUCAGCAAUCUAUCAAUGUCAACGAAUGACAAAUCCAUAAACAAAACCUACAACUUCAUCCAAAAUGAAAUAAAUAAAUUGCUUAACGAGAUCCUAAACAAUCCCUCAGCAAAUCCAAUCAAGUUUGAUGCGGCCACAUUUUCGAAAAAUGUCAGUGUGAUUACGGCUGUUGUGGAUUAUAAUAUCUCACAAAAAAAUAGCAUCCAGUCACCCAGUAAUUUUCUCCAGGAAAUUCUUAAAGCAAACAGCGUAACAACAACUCCAACUCCGACUGUACUUGGAAAAGCAAUUAUUUACAUCCGGCUUGUUUUUAUAAUGAGAGGCCCCAUACCAAGCGAGAGCGCUGUUCUACAGAUUGCCAACAAUCUGCUGGACAAACGUCUAAGAACCAAACGAGACCUGAGAGAACAAAAACUCAGUGAUCCUGUGAGCUUUGUGAAUGUCACCUAUACAAAAAUUUCUGAUAACUCGUAUGCCCUCAAUUUUGGAUUUGAAAUCAGCAAUGUCACCAUGUCUGAGAAUCUUGUACUCAGGAACGGCACAUAUGAAAAAAUCCAAGAUUCAAUAAAUAAAUUGCUGAAUGUGAUCCUCAAUGACCCAAACGCCAAACCAUUUAAUUUCAAAGGGACCACUUUUACGGGUAAUACCACUGUGAUUAGGGCCGAUGUCGAGUAUGUUUUCUCAGACAAAGACUUCACGUCUCCAAGUCCUUUUCUCCAAGCACUUAUCACUGUUAAUAUUGAAGCCAGUAACCCAACUGCUACAACCACAUUUCCCUCUGUGGUGAACACUACUGGGCCAAACAACAGCACUAGUGCAGCGUGGGUUGUGGCUAUAAUUGUUCCUUGUGCUAUAGCCAUCAUGCUUGUACCUUGCUGGAUUCUACUUUGUUGUUUGCUAUGUGGUUGCUGUGCAGGAAUAAGACGACGUUGGGCCAGAAGACGGUCAUACAACAUACAGUACUUCACUCACAACAUCUUCUAGUGAACUUGAGACAACAAAGAAAACAAUUGCACAGGAAAAGUGAUCUAUCAGUAACUGUAAAACUAUUCUUAAAAAUUGCUUAUACUUAUGUUAUUAAUUACAAAUUGUGAUAAUUAUUAUUGAUUACUCUUAAUGCUGUUAUUUAAAUGUAAGUAAUGAAUAUGAUAACUUUGAGCUUUUAUAAUACACUAUUUAUUUUCUUCCUGUUUUGCUGGACAGACAGGAACUACACAAAA
Paramisgurnus dabryanus is the source of this 8414-nucleotide messenger RNA. NCBI's taxonomy places the organism in Eukaryota, Metazoa, Chordata, Actinopteri, Cypriniformes, Cobitidae. The record is from RefSeq and is a predicted model, not a curated record.